AUAAAACCUCGUGCCUUUCCUCGCGAGAGACUACUCGCUCAUGCUCGCUGCAGGGGUCGGAGGUCAGGGCGAGCGUCUCCCGGGCCGAAGGAGGAAGAUGGCGGUGGAAUCGCGCGUUACCCAGGAGGAGAUUAAGAAGGAGCCCGAGAAGCCGAUCGACCGCGAGAAGACCUGCCCGCUCCUGCUGCGGGUCUUCACCACCAACAACGGCCGCCACCACCGCAUGGACGAGUUCUCCCGCGGGAACGUGCCCUCGAGCGAGCUGCAGAUCUACACCUGGAUGGAUGCAACCUUGAAAGAACUGACUAGUUUAGUAAAGGAAGUCUAUCCAGAAGCCAGAAAGAAGGGCACACACUUCAAUUUUGCAAUUGUUUUUAUGGAUCUUAAACGACCGGGAUAUCGAGUUAAGGAAAUUGGCAGCACCAUGUCCGGCAGGAAAGGCACUGAUGACUCCAUGACCCUGCAGUCACAGAAGUUCCAAAUAGGGGAUUAUCUGGACAUAGCCAUUACUCCUCCAAAUCGAGCACCUCCUUCAGGACGGAUGAGACCGUACUAAAUCCUAUUGACUUUCUUGAAGUUAUUUUUCAGCCUGUUUGUAAAAUAAACUUACUUAAUCUUUUCCUCCCUUGAACCUUGCCAUUAAGCCUUUAAAUUUUAAGCAAAUUGUAACACAUUUAUUUAGGAAUUAGAGUUGGAUGUACUUUGGUAUAUUAAAGUCUGUAUGUUUUAAGCCCUUCUGUAAAAUACAAAAAGUGCUCUUAGCAUUCUGCGUAAAACUAUUGUGAAAUACAUGUGUGCAAUUAGCCCAGGUGUGAAAGUUAAUGGAAGCCUGGGAACAGAGUUUCACCUCAUAUGGGUUUUACUAGCCAAGGGCAUUUUAAGCCCUCAAGAGGCAGACAAGAAUGCCAUGGGGUUGUAUAAAAUGGUUCAGUCAAGUUUGUGGCAUCAUAGUAUAGGCCUGUGUAAAUAAGUUGAAGAAACCAUCUUUUGUUGAUAGAUGAUACAAGAUAAAAUAGGUGACUAGAGCUGGAAAGAUGGCUCAGGUUAAGAAUACUUGCUGUUCUUGCAGAAGACCUAAGUCCUAUUCCCGGCACCUGCAUGAUGGCUCACAACUCUAAACUCCAGUCCUAGGGGAUCUUAUCUGACUCCCUCUUGACUUCAGCACCAAGCAUGCAUGUAGUGGAGAGAGGAAAUGAGCCAGAGCUAGGCUACAGUGUAGUUUACCCUGAAGAGCCGAGAAAGCUUUAAAGUAGGGUCUGCAGGGCAGGGGAGAUGGCAGUGCAGUAAGUCAUUGACUAGGUAACAUUUCAGUAUCAGAUUGUAACUGCAUGCUGAAGUGUGAAGGGCAAGUGAGGAGGAAGAGAGCUGAACAGUUAAGUCUCUGACAUGGAGGAGAACUGGACUUGACCUGACGCUUCCUAGCUUGUGUGGGACAGCUUAGCUGUGCCAGGUCUGUACAGAACAUACUGCCAAGCACCCAGCUCAUAACUUCCACGGCUGAGGUGCAACAACUUAAUCUAGUUCAAGGCAGGUGUUUGGAACAACUGACCACGCCUUAGUGAAUUCAUACACAAUUACAAACUCCAAUUUAAAACACAUGGCUGUAGUUUCCAUCUUGAAGGUGGUUGAGAGCAGUAGAAUGACUACCUGUCUGGUUUGUUGUCUUAGACACUUAUCAAUGGCUGAAUUCCUGGGGUUGGCAAUGAAAUAAACUAAAAGUAUUCUAUUAGGAUUAAUCUUGACCAGGCAACCAUUCUCUGAAGACAAAAAUCACAAGAAUCUUGUUUCCUACAAAUAAGGGAAUUCCUAGACGCAGUAAGCUAAAACUGAAGAUCAAAAUAAAAUUACAACUUUUGUUUGGAGAAAGGGGAGUAGGAGUAAGGACAACUUGGGUGUUGCUUCCCUGCUUCCCACCAUUGAGUUCCCAGGAUCAAACUCAGGUUGUCACACUUGGUAGUAGGCACCUUUACCCUGAGCCAUCUCACUAGCCCAAAGAGCAUCUUGACAUAACUGUUAUUUUAUGUGUAUGAGUGUUUGCCUGCAUAUAUAUAUAUAUAUAUAUAUAUAUAUAUAUCAUGUGUACACAUGGCCCUUUCAGAGGUCAGAGGGUAGUAUUAGGCCCCCAGAACUGGCAUUACUGACAACUGGUUGUGAGGUUACAGAUGGAUGCUGGGAACCAAAUAGAGUCAGUCCUCUGCAAAAGCAACAAGUGUUCUCUGUAGCCCUUGUUUUUGAGACAGGUUCUCACUGUGUAGACUAAGCUGGCCUAGAAUUCAGAGAUCUUACAUGCCUCUGCUUUCUAUCUUAGAAUCAAAGGCAUACAGGGUCAGAACAAAGCAUUUUUAAUAGUAAACACUUAAGUCACUUUAGUAAACAAUUUGCCUGGGAAAUUCUGCCUGGGUUCUGCCGCACAGCCUGGCUGUCCUGGAAUUGGCUCUGUAAACCAAGCUGGCUUUGAACUCAUGGAUCUGCCUGCUUCUGCCUCUACCAACUGGUUCUGACGUAGUAACCCUAUUCAGCUGCUUUUGACCACUUCCAAGGAAACUUCAUGUACAGUAACUUAACUAAAUAAAAGCUUUUUUUUU
Messenger RNA from Phodopus roborovskii (desert hamster), 2585 nucleotides. It is a transcript of the gene Sap18, whose product is annotated as Sin3A associated protein 18. Gene Ontology annotation, molecular function: transcription factor binding; transcription corepressor activity. The record is from RefSeq and is a predicted model, not a curated record. Lineage: Eukaryota; Metazoa; Chordata; Mammalia; Rodentia; Cricetidae. The transcript is spliced from 4 exons. The coding region runs from base 41 to 556 and encodes 171 amino acids. Gene Ontology annotation, cellular component: nucleus. Gene Ontology annotation, biological process: negative regulation of DNA-templated transcription.